GUAAAUCGGUAGCGGUCGCAUUUAUUUAUCUCUGAAUAUAACUUCGCUUUUCCGUGUGAAAAUCACUGUCGAAAACUGUGUAAUUUGUCCUAGUGAUUGUUGAUGACUCAAGGAAUACAUUUGGUGAAUUUCUUGUAAUUCUAGUGAGUUUAACUCUAUAUUUACUCUUUUUUCUGUGCCGUUCGUUCAUCAAACAGUAACAGUUUAUUUUGAUAUUCGUACACGAUGCCGCCUCCCUCUACCUGUGGAGUGUGCGAGUCCGCUAUCAGUGGCGAUAAUAACGAAUAUAACGAUAGCCUUCAUUGUUCAGUAUGCUUCGAACAGACGCAUCGGACGUGUGGUCAGCUGCUCUCAGAUUCGACGUGGACAUGUACGAAAUGCGCCGAAAAUUCAGACUCUUCCUUUAAAUCGACUGUAGCUAUGAAUAAGGAUGAACCUCUGACGGUCAAGCACUUUGAAUUGAUCAUGAAGCAGCUCUCUUCCCUCAACAGUUCUAUCAUUUCAUGCAACAAACAUAUUGAAGACCUGCAUUCUCUAGUGGCCUCUCAUGCAACUGCCAUUUCCAACUGUCCCCGCCAAGCCGAAUUCCUCGCCACCCUCUCAACGGCCGCCCAACCAUCUUCGGGCGGCCGAAGACACUCGGUGGUGACCAUCUCGCGGAUGCCGCCCGCCAUGUUCGGCCGGCACAGGCGCGAGUCAGUGGCUGCCUUCCCCAGCGGAGGGGCGGCUCUGGGCAGGGUGCUGCCCAACAGGCGGGAGUCCAUCGCCUGCCCUCCUAGCACGGAGCCAAGAGCGUCGUUCCUUCUGUCGAUCAUCGGCAUCACAAACACCGUCGGUCGCAUCGCCUGCGGCUACUUUGCCGACUUCCCGCAAGUCAACGCGUUGUUCGUUAACAAUGUCUGCCUGAUCAUAUCUGCCGUGGCCGUGUCGUUGACUCCGAUCUGCCACACCUACGGGUUCUACAUCGCCAUUUCGAUAAUGUUCGGCAUCGCAGUGUGGGCGGCCGCCAUCGUCGGCUCUCCCCUAGCGGGCGCCCUCUACGACGCCACCCAUUCCUACAAAGUGCCCUUCUACGUGGCGGGCGGGCUGUUCGCCCUGGCCGCCGUCACCAGCUUCCUGGCGCCCUGCCUCAAAGGGUUCGGUGACGCUCUCACGCCCAUAGAUGAAGACGAAGAAGAAGACGAGCCUAUCACCAUGGGCCACCAGGGCGGCAAACGUUUGCCCACAAUAGUGAAAACCGCAUCGAGUCCAGACGAGAAGGAAAUCCAGAUGAAGGAGUCCGUAUUGUGA
This is a messenger RNA of Phaedon cochleariae (mustard beetle), 1290 nucleotides long. Lineage: Eukaryota; Metazoa; Arthropoda; Insecta; Coleoptera; Chrysomelidae. The record is from the annotation of a GenBank genome assembly.